Fusarium oxysporum Fo47 is the source of this 1820-nucleotide messenger RNA. RefSeq names its product protein MTG2. Bases 82 to 1809 code for a protein of 575 amino acids. Gene Ontology annotation, cellular component: mitochondrion. Lineage: Eukaryota; Fungi; Ascomycota; Sordariomycetes; Hypocreales; Nectriaceae. The record is from RefSeq and is a predicted model, not a curated record. The transcript has a single exon. Gene Ontology annotation, molecular function: GTPase activity; GTP binding.
GCUCAAGGCAAGACAUGAUUAAAAGAUAUUCGACAUAACAGCUUCAAUUCUACACCAGAAUUGUCGCACAAUUCUUUUAUUAUGGCUCCACGGUGCCCGGCUAUGUCGUCGACACUCCUACCAUUCCUAUACCCUUCGAUAUUCCUGUCAAGACACACUCUCGCCAGCACAGCAGCUCUCCGACGUCGCUUCAACUCCACCAUAAACGACCUUCCAGAGUCACGACUAAACCCUGCCCCGGACGACUAUGCGUCUCCCAGUUUCUCAGACAAAGCUUUUUUGACUCUUUAUGCUGGUAGAGGUGGAAACGGCUGUAUUUCUUUUUUGCGAGAAGCAUACCUUGCUGAGGGCCCUCCCAAUGGCGGCGAUGGUGGUCACGGCGGCAAUGUCUACAUUCAGGCGGCGCAUGGCGAAACCUCGUUGCACAAGUUGGCGCGCAAGCGAUUUGUUCGAGCCGGCCGAGGCAAGCAUGGACAGGGAAGCGCAAAGAGUGGAACACGAGGAGAGGAUAUCAUCAUAACUGUGCCUGUGGGAACAGUAGUCCGUGAAAUAGAGCGUGAGGAUCCGGUGCUAGACGAAGAGAUGGAUAUGCGCUUGUGGCGCGCUCAGCAGAAACAAAAGAGAAAGGAGGAACGUAUGGCUGCUCUGGAGCGAAAGCAGAGGCAAGAAGAGAACGAAGAGGGUUACGAAGAAGAAGAGGAGGAGGAACAAGUUGAAGAGGAGGAGGAGGGCGAUCAGGAUCCUGAGCGUCGCAAGUGGCUUUUAUAUCCCGGACUGUCUAAGACUGACAUCAAACAAACCGUCUUUCCUCGAUUGCCUAAACGAACUCGGCUUCUUAAACAACCGCCUCCCACCAUCCAUCUCGACUUAUCUCGCCCUACCCCAAAGCCAAUCCUUCUUGCAACUGGAGGUAUUGGUGGUUUGGGCAACCCCCACUUCACAUCUAGGGCGCAUCCUCGGCCCAUGUUUGCUACCAAAGGUGAAGAGGCUGUUACCAUGAAGAUUGAGCUUGAGCUCAAGCUCCUUGCUGACGUCGGCCUCGUCGGCCUUCCUAAUGCUGGAAAAAGUACCCUCCUUCGUGCCAUCACAAACAGCCGUACUAGAGUGGGCAAUUGGGCCUUUACAACGCUGCAGCCCAAUAUCGGCACGGUUGUUCUUGAUAAGUAUUCUGGUCGGCCAGUAAUCAAGAGUUAUCGCCGCUAUCCUGCUCAACUGGGUCUGCCCGAAGCAGUCGACACUGAACCACGCACUCGAUUCACGAUUGCUGACAUUCCUGGUUUGAUUGAAGGUGCACAUCUUGACCGUGGCCUAGGCAUUGCUUUCCUACGCCAUGUCGAACGCGCUGGUGUACUCGCUUUCGUCAUUGAUCUGUCUGCUGGUAAUGCAGUCAAGGCUUUGGAGUCACUAUGGCGCGAGGUUGGAUUAUACGCACAAAUGCGUGAUGAAGAAGAGGCUGAUCGCGCAAUCGAGUCACGCAUUGACUGGGAUGUCACGUCGGAUAUGGACGGUCCUAUGAAUCUGCCCCCAGGUAUCGCGAACGAUGAAGAAGAUUUCAGUUCAAAGCCAGGACUACAGAUUGCUGGAAAGCCAUGGUUUGUCGUUGCAACCAAGGCUGACUUGCCAGAGACACAAGAAAACUUCAAGGAAUUAAAACAAUACCUUGAUAGUGUCACAAAAGGCGAAAAGUCGCAUCCAAGCGGAGUAGCGGAUGCUUGGACAAAAGACUGUGCUGUUAUCCCAGUGAGCGCAAUCAAUGGCCAGGGUGUAGAUAGAAUUGUACACUGGACUGUGGGAUUACUAGACGAGUAGACGAAAUUUGG